This is a messenger RNA of Aureobasidium uvarum, 1272 nucleotides long. The record is from the annotation of a GenBank genome assembly. NCBI's taxonomy places the organism in Eukaryota, Fungi, Ascomycota, Dothideomycetes, Dothideales, Saccotheciaceae.
AUGUCCAACCCUAAGUAUCCCUCAUACCAUGUCCGCAGCAAGCUCUACAUCUCGCACUUUCUCUCAACAUGGAAUUCUCGCCUGUUCGAGUUUGGUGCUGUCCUGUUCAUCUCUACUAUAUUUCCUGGUACCUUGUUUCCUGCUUCUAUCUAUGCUUUGAUUCGCUCUGCCUCCGUCGUCGUCUUUUCGACCUUGAUCGGUCGUCUGAUUGACCGUUCCGAACGCAUGCAUUUGAUCCGCGUGUCAAUCAUUGGCCAAAGAACAGCAACGGCAGCAUCAUGUGUCUUGCUCUGGCUCUUGUUGUACUUUCGAUACAGUUCCCUGAACUCCUGGUCUGCAAACGCUACUUUGGCAUUUCUGUCUCUUCUUGCCUGCGUCGAGAAGCUUUCAUCUGUGGUCAACACCAUAUCUGUCGAACGUGACUGGGUCGUUGUCAUAUCGCAGGGAAACACUGAUGACCUACAAGUUGCUGGGUUUUCCACCAGCAUCGCUAUUCUCAUCACAUUAUCCAUGACCGUUAUCUCUGUCUUUGUCGAAUACUACGCUAUCGCCAGGGUAUACUACGAAGUAUACGACCUUCAAAUCCGUCCCGCACCCUCACAAGUUUCACAGUCGACAGACAGUCCAUCAGCCUCUCUAGGCGCCGGUCGCCGUGCCCGCCAAACCUUCCGAAACUGUAUCUCCUACAUUCAACAUCCAACCUUCCUCCCAUCAUUCUCCUUAUCACUACUCUACCUCACCGUGUUGACCUUUGGAGGCCAGAUGGUAACAUACCUCCUCUCAGUCGGCUUCAGCUCCAUCUCCAUCGGUCUCUUACGCACCGUAUCCACUAUAUUCGAGCUUUNNUCUUCCACAUGGCUUGCGCCCAAAGCUAUGCAUAAGAUCGGCGCCAUCAGAUGUGGAAUAUGGUUUCUCAACUGGCAGAUUGUAUGGGUUGUGAUUGCAGUCACUAUGCUUUGGAUCGAGGUGCCUCAAAAUUAUGCUGUUGCUGUUGAAUCUGAUCAAAGAGGCUCUUUCUCUGCUAUGGAAGCAUCGGUGCAAAACACAUUUGAGCUACUGUCCUUCGCCUCGACUGCUAUUUCCGCUCGACCUGAUCAGUUCAGGGUUCCUGCUGCGGUUAGUGCGACAGCUGUUAUGCUUGCUGGAUUGAUGUAUGCUUCUUUCGUUCGCCAGCGAAGAGGCCAUCUGUUCCAUGCUUCGAAGUGUAUGAAGCGAAAAGGUCGCCCAACAUGGCAACCUCUUGCUCAGGAUGAAGACGUCGAGUUGAGUUGA